CAAAAAACUCCGUCCUCCGUGGUCAGCGAAACGAGACGAAUAUCCCAUUAAAAAAACCGAAUAUCCAGUAAACGUCCCUUAAAAGUUAGCCGGUUAAAAGAAAGAAGAAAAAAGUCAAAUUUCCCACUUAACCAUUCUACCGUCACACGCGAAGGCCUAAGGCGGAACAAAAUAUCAUAAGCAGUAAACGAGGAAAACAUAAAACUGAGAAAGAAAAACCACUGCCUCGCUCUAAAAUCAAAGCAUUAGGUUGUUUAGCGCUCGAAGAGUCGACUUCAAAGAUGAUAGUCUACUCAAUCGCGACUUAUCAGUGGUCAUCUCAAACAAAGAUUAUUAGUAAUAAGUAAUAUUCGGGGAUGAAGACUAUGACUUGGUGACUCUGACUAUGACUUUGUUUUUAGUGUGUGAUACAAUUGGAUUGGUUUAGUUCGCAUUUUAGCUCAUAUUGUGUCAGAUGAGGAGUUCCAGAUACCCCGGACCGCCAUCCACGCUGUCCGGGUCUUCAGCAUCCGGGAGAACUUUGGUACGGGGUUCUCGUCGUAGAGGUGCACCAGCUGAUGUUUUUGUACCUAAUGACCCUGUUAAAACUUCAUCUGGAAGAAAAACCAAAAUUAUACUAAUAUUAGGAAUAGCUCUACCUGUAUUGGCUUGUAUAAUAGGAAUCACUGCAUGGGCUGUAACGACUGAUGUAUUAAGGAUCAGUCCAAGAGCACAUGAAAAUACUGUACACAGUUUUAGACCAAGAGGAAAAUCAAGGGGGGACAACUUGCGAACUAGACAGGAUGAAGAUGUUGAUGUUUUCAUGCUAAAUAGUCUUUCACAAGAAGAUAAUUCUUCAAAAAAACCUUCAUCAACGAAACGAUUCACUGAAAUGAAAAAUGAAGCGAAAGAAUCGAAAAGUGUUCCUGUUCAAGAAAAUACAACUUCACAAACGCCUUCCAAACAGCCAUCACCUUCUGAUAUUUUAUCAAAGCUCAUAUCAGACAUUCCCAUUCCAAAGAAUUCGAAAAACUUUGUUGUAUUUGCGCCGGUAGCUGAUACAAAGAAUGAUAAGAAAUCACUUCAGGCCAGAAGAUUCGACGGUAAGGUUCACAUAUCUGAUGGAGAAGAUUUACUUGCUCAAGAGACCAUUGCCUCAGAAGCCAAGUCUCAGGAGGCACCAGAAACAAGAAAUACAUACAUUAGAAAACGAAAAUCACAUAAAGAUACAUAUUUCGAGCACACAUCUGUCGAGCACGAUCAGAACGGAAAGAGGCAGCAAGAACCACCAGGUUCUUCAACCAGAAAGUUCAACAAAAAUGAACGAAUUAGCUUGCAACCGAUUCCUUCUGGAAAUAUUCUUAACAAUAACCCUAGUAUUUUUGGGCACGUGAAUAAAAACGCUAAUUUCCAGCAGCUUCCGCAAAGUCUUCUUUUGCCUGGCAUAAAUAGCCAAGAAAAUUCUAAAUCAAUGCAGCAAUCAGCCCUACGAGGUAAAUUUCCACAUAUGUCAUUCAAUGCCCCAUCUCAGCAGUUACAAGCACUUCCUGCCAACCCGUCUUUGCAUUUGUCUCAAAACUUACCUCAACAAAUGCAGCAACAAGCUGUCAAUCAAAACGUGCAUUUUUCACCAACAGGGUCCCAACAAUCUCAAUUUUCAGGCAGCCAAAGGACGUCUCCAUAUCAUAUGCAGCAAAAUUUGUCACCAUCGCCUGCUCAGUCAUCAUAUUUUAACUCACCUCCUGCUACUCAACCGAAUUCUCAAAUUUUCCAGUCCAAUUCGUAUGCUCCAGAAAAUUCGAAUGUUCCUGGUGCUCCCCAAUACUUUGCUCCACCCCCACAAACUUUCCACACCAAAGUAAACUAUGAAAAUUCAAAUAAAUUAGGAUCACUUUCUUCGUAUGAAAGAAUCGCUCAAACCACAGCAGCUGAGUCUUCCAAAGAUGGUGGCCAACAUCAUCACCAUCACCACCACCAUCAUCAUGAACCUAUGCCGAUGGGGUCAGAUCCCAUAGGGGACAUUAACUUGUCUGAUGCUCCCCACAAAAAUGAUGCUGAUCGUUUGGGAACUAUUGGACUCGGACUUGGCACACCAGGAAGAGGAAUCACAGUUCAAAUAGGAGGAAGUCCUGGAGGGCUAGGCGGAGGAGGUCUGUUACCUCUAAGUGCGCUGGGAAUGGCUAGAAAUAUAGUAUCAGCCUUAAUGCCUCGACCUGCACUAGGACUUAACUCUAAAGUUUUCGUUGGCUUAGAACUAGGCAGGGGAAGAGGUCUUCGAUUGUUAGGAUAGUUUUAUUCGAUCUCUUGAAGUUAAUAUAGUGAUACACAUGAAAAAAUCUUAGAGUGAUUGAACACUUAAAUAGGCCUAGUAGUGUUAAAGAAGUAUUUUAAGGGCAUAAAAUAGAGUUGUUUGUGUGAUAAAAAAAUGCUGUGAUUUUUUAAAAAAAAUAUCUUUAUUAUAAAUUGUGAAUUUUUUUUAUUUAAAUGCAUGUUUGUAUUUUCAAAAUAUUUAUAGAAUAUUAUAACAUGUAGAGAUUCUUUUAUAAAGAUAUUCACGUAUUAACUGUUUGUAAGUUAUUUUCCUUGUAUGAUACAUAAUGAAUAAUUUUAAAUAAACUAUUUAAGGUAGUUGCAGAAAGGAAAUUUAAAAUAUUACAAGUUUUUAAUAAGAGAUUAUCGAUAAGACGUAACAAAAGUAAUUAAAGUAGACUUAAUAAAAGUAAUUUACAAUUUGUAGGAAUUAUUACGAUAACUCAUAAAAAAGUUUGAUCUUCAUCAAGCUUGAUCUUUAUGUCCUCAUGCAUCAAAAAGUUUAAUCACAUCCUAUAAAAUUAGCUGGAACGACGUUAUUUUAAUUUUUUUCUAUUUGAAGCUAAAAACUGUUGAUAAUAUUUUAGUAAGUUAUAUACAUUUCUUUGUAAAUAAUAACGAACUCUAAGAGAAAUGAAAUAAAAGGAAAACAUACGUCUUAAAUACAACACAAUUGUUGAAAGAAUAAAAUACAGUCAAACCUUCAAGGGAUCGAAAUUUCGGUUCACUAUAAGCGGGAG
Messenger RNA from Parasteatoda tepidariorum (common house spider), 3029 nucleotides. RefSeq lists its product as uncharacterized. Lineage: Eukaryota; Metazoa; Arthropoda; Arachnida; Araneae; Theridiidae. The record is from RefSeq and is a predicted model, not a curated record.